This is a messenger RNA of Balaenoptera acutorostrata (minke whale), 5940 nucleotides long. It is a transcript of the gene RIC8B, whose product is annotated as RIC8 guanine nucleotide exchange factor B. Lineage: Eukaryota; Metazoa; Chordata; Mammalia; Artiodactyla; Balaenopteridae. Gene Ontology annotation, molecular function: G-protein alpha-subunit binding; guanyl-nucleotide exchange factor activity. The coding region runs from base 140 to 1750 and encodes 536 amino acids. The transcript is spliced from 10 exons. The record is from RefSeq and is a predicted model, not a curated record. Gene Ontology annotation, biological process: G protein-coupled receptor signaling pathway. Gene Ontology annotation, cellular component: cytoplasm; plasma membrane.
UGGAGGCAGAGGGAGGGAGGGAAGGAGGGAAGGAAGGAAGCUGGGAAGAAGCGAGCGAGCGAGCGGGGGCGCGAGGCGUUUACCUGGAGGCAGCGGCUUGGGCGCUCAGAGGGGCCGUGGCUCCCCCGCACCUGCGGCCAUGGAUGAGGAGCGCGCCCUCUACAUCGUCCGGGCCGGCGAGGCGGGGGCUAUCGAGCGGGUCCUGAGGGAUUACAGCGAUAAGCAUAGGGCUACUUUCAAAUUUGAAUCAACAGAUGAAGAUAAAAGAAAGAAACUCUGUGAAGGCAUAUUUAAAGUCCUUUUAAAGGACAUCCCAACAACAUGUCAAGUGUCCUGCCUGGAAGUUCUCCGCAUUCUCUCCAGAGACAAAAAGGUUUUAGUUCCUGUAACAACUAAGGAAAAUAUGCAGAUACUGCUGCGACUAGCCAAGCUAAAUGAGUCGGAUGAUUCUUUGGAGAAGGUGUCAGAGUUCCCAGUUAUUGUGGAGUCAUUAAAAUGUCUUUGUAACAUAGUGUUCAACAGUCAGAUGGCACAGCAGCUCAGCCUGGAACUUAACCUUGCUGCAAAGCUCUGUAACCUCCUGAGAAAGUGCAAGGACCGAAAGUUUAUCAAUGACAUUAAGUGCUUUGACUUGCGCUUGCUCUUCGUCCUGUCACUUUUGCACACCGACAUCAGGUCACAAUUGCGCUAUGAGCUCCAAGGACUACCGCUGCUAACCCAGAUCUUGGAAAGUGCCUUUAGCAUCAAGUGGACCGAUGAAUAUGAAUCGGCCAUAGACCGUAAUGGACCUCCUCUCUCACCUCAGGAGACAGACUGUGCCAUUGAGGCCCUCAAAGCUCUCUUCAAUGUGACGGUAGACAGUUGGAAGGUGCAUAAAGAGGGUGAUUCUCAUCAGUUCCGUGUCAUGGCAGCUGUUCUUCGCCAUUGUUUACUAAUCGUAGGUCCAACUGAAGACAAAACAGAAGAGCUACACAGCAAUGCAGUCAACCUUUUAAGCAAUGUUCCGGUCUCUUGUUUGGAUGUUCUCAUUUGUCCAUUAACCCAUGAAGAAACAGCCCCAGAAGCAACGACACUAGAUGAACUGCCCAGUGAUAAAACAGCUGAGAAAGAAACAGUUUUGAAAAAUAAUACCAUGGUAUACAAUGGUAUGAAUAUGGAGGCCAUUCAUGUUUUACUCAGUUUUAUGGAGAAGAGAAUAGACAAGGGAAGCAGCUAUAGAGAGGGUCUAACUCCAGUUCUCAGCUUAUUAACAGAAUGUUCCCGAGCCCAUCGAAACAUCAGAAAAUUUCUCAAAGAUCAGGUUUUACCACCACUGAGGGAUGUGACAAAUCGACCUGAAGUUGGCUCAACUGUGAGAAAUAAGCUGGUGCGCCUCAUGACACAUGUUGACCUGGGAGUCAAGCAAAUUGCUGCUGAGUUCCUUUUUGUCCUUUGCAAAGAGAGAGUGGAUAGCCUGCUGAAAUACACUGGCUAUGGGAAUGCUGCAGGACUGUUGGCGGCCAGGGGCCUCUUGGCUGGAGGAAGAGGAGAUAAUUGGUACUCAGAGGACGAGGACACAGACACUGAAGAAUACAAAAAUGCAAAACCAAACAUUAAUCUUAUCACUGGUCAUUUAGAGGAACCAAUGCCAAACCCCAUAGAUGAAAUGACAGAAGAACAAAAAGAAUAUGAAGCCAUGAAACUUGUCAACAUGCUUGAUAAACUUUCCAGGAGAGCAGAUGUGAACGACCUGCACCAGGAUGGUGGUUAGCAACAGUGGCCCGUGCCAAAGCACUUACCAAAGUGAUGACUAAGGUUGGUCAUGCCAAGUACUGUUACUGAGCCUGGUGUAGGGUACAGAUGUUAUUUACCACCAAAACUGUAAAACCACCAAUGCAAAAAUUAAAAUUACAUUUCCAUUUUGCCUCCAUGCCGGACAUAGCCACUGCCUCAAGUUGCUCACCACCUUAGCAGCUUUAUCUCAGCUAGAUUUUUAAGGAUACUGGAGAGAUUAGCGCUCAAACAUUUUCUUCCCAUUGACUACCAACUGACAGUAUAUUCCAAGUGAUUUUUUUAAAUUUUUUUUUUAGUAUAAGGAUUGUAUUUGUGACAGAUGUAGAUAAGGGGACUGGCAAUGGACCUAGAGGUCUUAAGAGUUUGAGAAUAAUUUGAACCCCAUAAAUCCCAUCAUGUCUAGCUAGUACAGUGCCUUGUACCCUGUGGUUUCCCCAGUGUGUGAUGAUGAAAUAAUGUAUAAAGCAGAUCCCCAAAUUGAAGGUUAAUUUUUUGCUCAAUAAAAUAGCCUACAUGGUUUAAAGACUUGAAAGUAUACUUUUGUCAGUUCCAUUUCUUGGCCAGAUGUCAUAAAAUUCAGGUCUGGGAAGGAAUUCUAUAAGGUACUUUGGCCCACGACUGGCUAAUUUAAAUAUUGGGGUACCUAACUUCUUUAAUAUAGAAUGAUAAUAUUUAUCAGACAUAAGCAUAAGGCCUGAGGCAUAAGAUUAUAGAAAGCUUCAUUUGACAUUUUUUUUAAUGUGAGAACAGAGGUGGAAAAGGGAAUGAAAUUUGCCUGCCUCUCCACCUCCUCUUUCCUUUUCUGAAUUGGAAAAAAAAUAAGCCCCUGCAAUUUAAGCGGGAGAUUAGAAUGGGGAUUGUAUGUGGUUAAGCAAGUCCAGUGUGGCUAAGACAACUGCAUUCACCUCAGCUACAGCACACGAGCCGCAUGUAGUGACGCGGCCUCCUCCACAAAAGGGGAGAGAGGAUUGACUGGCUUAAGCCUAAGUUAACCAAGGGAAGUAAUAUUUCAAGUUUCAGUUUUGUUUUGACUUUUCUAAUCCCAUUUAGUUUCUUAAUUGGAACCAGGACUGAUUAAUCUUCUACUCUGCCCUUACCCCAUCACUGUUUAACAAGGUACAUUGCCUUUAUUGCUUAUAUAUUCUAUCAAAAUCUGCUAAAAUUUACAUUUAUAUAAAUAAUUGUUUUCCAUUUCUUCCUUUUCUUAUCUACUCCUUAUCCAAUAUAUAUAUUUUGCCAGCCUUUGUGUAGUAUUUGGGACAUGGCUUUCUUAGUAAAUGCAAGUAUCAAAUAUAGGAAUAGUUCCCCUUUAAUCCAAAGGUUAUUUUUAAACUUAUGGAAGCUGGGACAGGUAAUUUAUGACUGAAAAGUAAUAACUACAUAAUUUUUUUCUUGUAACUAAAUUACUUUACUCUACUUACAAAAAUAACUGUGAUUACUCCCACCUUUAUGAUGACUUAAUCAAGGAAAUGCUUUUUAGGUACAUUUCAGAAAUAUGAUCCAGUCUUUAUAGCACUGUGAGAUCUAUUUUAGGUACGAAAGUGUCAAGAUCUUAAUUUACAUCAGAAAAUCCUUUGGAUCUGCACUGUCCAAUAUGGUAACCACUAGCCAUAUAUGACUAUGGCUAGUCUGAAUUGGAAUGUCCUGUAAGUGUUAAAUACUCAGACUUUCAAAGACUCAGUACAAAAAGAGAAUGUAAAAUAAAUAUCUCAAUUGUUUAAUAUGGAUUUUAUAUUGAAAUAAUAUUUUUGAUAUAUUGGAUUAAACAUAUUAUUUUAUAAUUAAUUUUACCUAUCUUUUCUCACUUUUUCUAUGUGGCUACUAGAACAUUUAAGAUUACAUAUAUGGCUUACAUCAUAUUUGUAUUAGAUAGCACUGUUCUACAUCAUUAAAAUACACUGCAAUGUUGCUUAGAAGCUUAAUUAAGGGAACUUGGAUCCAGUUAAACUGAUAUACCCUUAAAGUGGUAGGGGAGGACUAAUUUGAGAAGCUGGCUGGACGUCUCUUAGUAGGAUGCCACGCAAACUUAGUAUUGCCCAUCAUUGGCCUUUAACUCUGUAGUAGGAGUGAGUGCCUACUUUGAGCUCUUGGUUUAAGCACUAGGUGAAAUGACUUCUGUUUAUCAGAGAAACAUCAAAUAAGAAUAAUCUCCAUUGACUGUUUGUUUGCUCUCAGUCACCCUCCUCCUUUAACUUUUAAGACUUUCUGAUUGAUUGAGAAGAGCAUGUACGAACUACCAUUUCUACUGCUUUAUUCAACAGUGUCAGCUGGCAUGCUGACCUCUUAUUAAUAUUUAUUUUGCUAAUUUUGGACAACAGGAAAGAAAGGUUCUGUAGAGAAAUUACCAAGAAAUAAAGAUCACCUUCACUUAAGGACAAAACUGAGUUUUAUUUUUCGAGCACUAUCCCUAACCUCUUCUCUAUAUUUUCUUAACCAUGCUCUUUAAUGUGAGGUAGAUAGCAAAUUUUUAGAAGCUUUGCAUGUGAUCUUCUAACAGAAAUGAGAAUAAUAAAAGACUAAUAUUUAUAUAGUGCUUUAAAGUUUAAAAAGUAUCUCCACUGACUGUUAAAACAGCCCUGUGAAUUAGAUAGGGCAAGAGAUAUUUUAUUGAGGAGUAAAUGGGACCAGUGAUGAAGUGACUGAACCAAGAUCAGGCAUCUGGUUAAUGACAUAGUCAGGAUUUGGUUCUUAGUCUUCAUAUUCCAGAUCUUAUGUUAUUUUGAAAAAUUACCAACAGCUCUCAGAUUUGUCAGUCUGAUUAUUUUUAAUAAUAUGCUCUAAAUUUUAAAUAGAUGCAAAGCACGAAGACAGAGAGUAAGCAUAUUUACCUGACAAAGAAAUUAAGAUUUGGAGGCCAUUCAUUCAUUCCUGCUUUUUCAUUCCAUAGUUGAGCUUUUCUCAAAUAUCAAGUCAGGUCCUAAGUAGCUUAUAUCAAAAACAGAAAACAAACAGAAACAACUUCAUAUGAAGGAAACCAGUAAAACUGCUAUGAUUCUAUGUUAAUAAAGUCUUUUAAUUAUUUUGAAAAUAGAAUGAUUAUAGGUAUUCUAACAAAUUCUUACAUUCAGUGUGAUCAUAUUAAGAAAAUUAACUUUAGAAAGACUUACUUACUUAUUUACAGGACUGUUGCCUGUUUAGGCAACUCCUGAAGUGGAAGGACAUGGUGUAGAUAACAUGCCAUAUCCAUUUGUCUUGGGAAUGAUAUUUUUAUGUUACGUAUUUUACCUUCCCAAUUAACUGUACCCAAUCCCAAAGCAUAAUGGUGAGGCUGAGGGAAGGAUCUCAGAAAUGGUUUUGAAAAAAUGCAGCUUGAAGACCUCGAAUUUGGUAUAGAAAAGUCACCACACCUCUCCUGCCUACUGGGUUAGUGGCUUAGUGAAAGAACAGUAAAACCAACCAGUCAGCACUAGGAAGCCAUUAGAUGAAAGAUUAUACUGAAAGACGAAGGAUCAGCAAAGGACACUCUUUCAUAGUAUAUAACUGAAUAUGUUAACCAGUGCCAAAGGUUGUUUUAAUUUCUGUGAGGAAAAAAGCAUUAAAAACACUUAAGAAUAUCACAAGUUAUUGGGAAAUCCAUUGUACUUCAGUGGAUUAUGGACUGUUCCAUUGAUACUGAAAUCUUGAAAUAAGAUGCACUCUCAGACUUGGAAUUAUAGCAAAGAUUACAGAGCUUCUUUCUCCGGGCUCUCACAGGCUCCAUUACAGCAGGCACUUUUGGAAAAGCUCUGUUAAUUAAAAUGCUUUAUUUAUAUACUAAUUUUCAUCCUAUCUUUCAAAUGUGAAAGGGAAUUAAAUAUGAAAUGGCUAAUUUUAAAUGUCAGGGUUCUUUUUUUUCCAAGCCAACCUUACAUUAAGAACAGGAAUCCCUGUGCCAAAGAAAUGGUUCCCAAUUAUGCCAUCAUGGGUUUUGUUAUACAUUGUACAGAAGUCAACAAAACAAGUAGGUAACAGGACCUGCCUAAAUAGCAGCCACCCUCAUUAAAAUCAGAGAAUUAAUCAGGGGGUGAUUGAAGGAAGCAAUGCUUCAUAGGCUCCCCCUUUUUCUUCUUUUCUAAUCAUAGAACAAAAUAUGUUACAUAAAAGGAUCGGAACUAUUAUGCAGUACUCAAUUAGAGGGAGGUGAAUAGGUCUCUAACAUGCUGUUUUAUCAAAAGAGCAGACUGGUGU